AUGUCCAACCAACGGUCCGUUGGUUGCAUUCUCACAAGUCUGAGUCUUCGAACUGCUUGGGAGGCUCUCCGGAACCCUCUCCCCAAAGUUCCAUGGUUCAUAUUGUCUGGGUUAAGCAAGGGCAGGCUAUCUACAAAGGAUAGGUUGUUAUCAUGGGGGAUGAGAGUGGACCCUCAGUGUGUCUUUUGUUACAGUGUGAAUGAAUCCCACGAACAUCUCUUUUUUAACUAUUAUUUUACAGCUUGUAUCUGGGGGAGAAUCCUCCAUUUGUUUGGCAUGACUAGAUGUCCAUGGGAGUGGGAGCAUGAAAUUAACUGGGCUGUUCAAUACCUCAAGAAGGAAGGGUUCUCUUCUUCUCUCUAUAAGCUAGCUAUGGCGGGGAUAGUGUAUUACAGCUGGAAGGCUAGGAAUGAUUCAAUCUUUGGUAACAAGCAAUGCAUUUCGGAUUCCAUUUAUGAGCAGAUUGUUAAGGAUGUGCAGGAUAGAGUGUUCUCUUGGAGAAACUGUGGCUGUAGCUCUCUGAAUAGAGUCUUGUGUAGAGGUUGGAACAUCUCGGAGAAAGUUUUGUAG
Molecule: messenger RNA, 570 nt
Organism: Rhododendron vialii
Lineage: Eukaryota; Viridiplantae; Streptophyta; Magnoliopsida; Ericales; Ericaceae
Exons: 3
Coding region: 1-570 (189 amino acids)
Source: RefSeq, a predicted model, not a curated record